UUUAAGACUCAUAAAAGGUUAAAAGCAUUCUCAAUGAGAACGAGCUCACAAACGCAGUUCAAAGAUGUACAUCAUUCAGACUGUGAUAUUGCUUUCUCUUUUGGUAUCUUAUUUGGUGGACGGUGCUCAGUACCAGUGCCCUGGCACUUCAACACAAGCGUGUUCUCUAAAAACAAAGUGCUUAAGUGAUACAUUCAUUGGCCUGCUACCACAACUCACCAAAACAAAGUGUAUUAGCACUUGCCAGAAGCAUAAUGCACAAGUAACUAGAUUGUGUCAAGAUAACUGUCCAAUAGCUGACUGCAUGGUGUGCUUAGAAGAAGUUCAGAAGAUCGUCGACAAUUGCAAACAGUUUUACAAGAAAAUCAAGGGACARCCUGUUGGCGACUGUGACGUCAUGAAACGAGAGCUAACUAAAUGUUGCAGCCAUCAAUCUGUUUGUAAAGUCUGCCGUGAUUCGUUCUGUCAAAAUGGCGGAGUCUGCAAAGGCGGGUCAAAUAUMUUCUCUUGUAAAUGUCCACGUGGUUAUACUGGAAUAUACUGUCAAAAGAGCCAGUGUGRUAAUGGCAAUUAUUGCCGAAAUGGCGGUACUUGUAUAGGACCAAACACMUGCGCAUGCCCAGCUGAUUAUACAGGAAAGCUUUGCAAACGCAAAAGACUGGGUACCAAACUCAACCCAGCUYGCAACGCCCAAGCUAUUUUGGACGYCGGCGACAGUGUUGGCAGCGGUUURUAUUGGAUCCAGCCUCCAGGCGAAGACCAGGCCGCACAAACAUACUGYGAUAUGACAUACAAUGGUGGGGGAUGGAUGCUGGCCAGUUAUGGGUACGUUGCAACAGCGAGUACGGGGAAUAACAAUAAAGCAAUUCCUAAUAUGAAUAAUCCCAUGGGAUAUGCUUGGCGGCCAGCAAGCAGGGCAAGUCGAAAUGGUGUGAUUAACCUUCCCAAUGGUGCUGUAAUGAUGGCCAGGAGCGCUACUUACAUGAUAAUGGCGGCUGGAAACAACCCAAACWCUGACAUCGAUCAAUAUUCUCACGUUUACCGCAUUGAUUUACGUCAGAACACCUUYAACAUCACAUUCGCCAAUCACAAUGCAGUUCACGGCGCAACAGGASGUAAUGGAWUCCCUAAGAUGCACGUAUCUGACUUUUUAGUGAUCGGAUUGAAGGGUGASGUGGGCGAAUUUGAGAGGUUUGCAUUGGCCGAGUCCUUAGGUGUCACGUGGCCAGACACCUAUCCCACUGGGUACGGGUUCAAUGACAUCGGUCAACAGACGGSYUCWUGGUCCAAGGGGCCGUUCUUUCCCAGUGUGCACUCGGGUGAUCGUCCUGRUAAAGGAUGCGAUCACGGUCCSCCAUGCAGGAUUUAUCAACCCGAUAUAACCCAAGGUACCGAGAGRUACRUCCAYCGUGGCUGGUACACAGCAUCAGGAUCUGUUAACCAAGUUGGACAGACUUCAAUUUGGUUCAAGUAAAAAUAUCUAAAAACCUUGACACAAAUCAAACACUGUAGGUUAAMCWUUAAUAAUGCAAUAAAAAAUCCCAGAAUA
Molecule: messenger RNA, 1549 nt
Organism: Exaiptasia diaphana
Lineage: Eukaryota; Metazoa; Cnidaria; Anthozoa; Actiniaria; Aiptasiidae
Product: neurogenic locus notch homolog protein 2
Exons: 5
Coding region: 65-1474 (469 amino acids)
Molecular function (GO): Notch binding
Source: RefSeq, a predicted model, not a curated record